UCAAAGCUCCCACCUCCACAGCCGAGACUCCAAAAAAAAAGACUAUGAGCUUCUGCUGCGCGCCGCUUAUCUCCAGGAACUGUCCGGAGCUGUGGACCUUUGCCUUGUGAUAGGGAAGAUAAGCCAAACACACCGGAGCAGUCGAGCAUGUUUUCGACGAAGUCGCCCAAAAGUCGGUCCAGCUAUGUCUCCAGGUCGUCGCAGGCUGCCGCGGAGCAGAUCUGUAUGGUUGAAUGCAGCUGCAAGCCGGACUGUACCUGUAGCGCCCACUCCUCGUGCGGGAGACCCUGCGCGCAGCCGCUGGAGGUGCAGGACAACAAGAGGAACCAUGAGAAACAAGGCCUUGAAAAUCUGGCCUACGAUUAUGGAAGCCAGACUGAGCUCUACCCUCCACCCAAAGCUGCUUCCAGGGUAGCAUUCAUACUCCACGGACUCAAUUCGGAGCAGCAGGCCCAAGCUAUCCACAACAAGAUUUCCAGCCUGAAUGGAGUAAUCAGCAUCAGCUUGGCCUUACCCUGGAAAGUGGCCAAAGUAGACUAUGAUUUCUCAGUUAUCACAACCAAAGAGAUCGCCCUGGAGCUACAGACUACUGGAUGUAGUGUGGAGUCAGCAGUGCAGAUUAGGGUGGAUGGUAUGCACUGCGAGUCCUGUGUCCAGUCCAUAGAGCGACAGAUUAGUGAGCUACCAGGUGUUUCACAUAUUCAGGUGUCCCUCCGAGAUGCAGCAGCACUAAUUGUAUUCCAGCCUCUUGUGCUUUCACCAAAGGAGCUGAGAGACAAAAUUGAGGACAUGGGUUUUGAUGCCACUUUAUCCACAGAUUAUCCAUCUGAACAAGAUAUUACCAAUUGGCAGAGGGACACAGUGAAUUUAUCAGCACAAACUGUAACACUUUGGAUUGUAGGGAUGACUUGCAGCUCUUGUGUGCAAUCUAUAGAAGGGAGGAUGUCUCAGAUGACAGGAGUGCAGUCGGUAGUGGUGUCGCUUGAGGAGGAAAAGGGAACAAUAUCCUUCGAUCCCAGCCUCACAGAGCCGGAACAGCUCCGGUUUGCUAUUGAGGACAUGGGCUUUGAUGCAUCACUUAAAGAACCUGUAAAGCGUAUCCAGAGUCAUGAAAGGUCCAGGCCAGUCAGCUCUGGAUUCUAUGACUCUUCUGGUGUCCAGUCGACCAGUCAGGCAGGAGUCAACAAUGGCACUGGAUUACAUACUGCCUCUAAAAGCCUUUAUUACAAUGCUUCUGAUAUUAAAGUACAAAAAUGCUUCAUUUGUGUAAAGGGAAUGACUUGUGCGUCCUGUGCUGCCAACAUUGAGAAGACCCUGCUCAAACAGAGGGGAGUCAUCUCUGUGUUGGUGUCUCUGAUGUCUGGAAAGGCAGAGGUGAAGUAUGAUUCGAGCAUCCUAGAAGCUGCUGCUGUCAUUAAGCUCAUAGAAGACUUGGGUUUUGGUGCAACACUGAUAGAAGACAAUGCAGUAACACAUGGGAAACUGGACCUCACUGUUACUGGAAUGACAUGUGCAUCUUGUGUGCACAACAUUGAGUCCAAACUGAAUACAACCAAGGGGAUCCUCGGGGCCUCUGUUGCUCUCGCAACUAAAAAAGCACAGAUCCAGUAUAACACAGAUGUGAUUGGGCCACGGGAUAUCAUCAAGGUCAUUCAGAAUCUUGGAUUUGAAGCCAGUUUGGUAGAAAAAGGAUUCAAGAACCAUCUUAAUCAUACUGAAGAAAUUCAUCACUGGAAAUCCUCCUUCUUGCUUAGCCUUGUUUUUGGCCUGCCAGUCAUGGGUCUCAUGAUUUACAUGAUGGUGAUGGAUAGUCAGCACCAGGAACAUGGAGGUUCCAUGCCUGUGGAGCUUAACGUGCUGCCAGGCCUGUCCCUUCUCAACCUAACCUUCUUCCUGCUAUGUACACCCGUGCAGAUCUUUGGUGGACGAUACUUCUACAUUCAGGCGUAUCGCUCAUUGAAACACCACAUGGCCAACAUGGAUGUGUUGAUCGUAUUAGCUACCUCCAUUUCCUACAUAUACUCCUGUGUAGUCCUCAUUGUAGCCAUUGCUGAGCAAGCCAGCCAGAGUCCAGUCACCUUUUUCGACACUCCACCAAUGCUCUUUGUGUUUAUUGCUCUGGGGCGUUGGCUGGAGCAUGUUGCAAAGAGUAAAACCUCAGAGGCUUUGGCCAAGUUAAUGUCUCUUCAGGCCACUGAUGCCACUGUGGUCACUUUGGGACCUGAGCAUUCCAUAAUUAGUGAGGAGCAGCUGGUGGUGGAGUUGGUGCAGAGGGGUGAUAUAGUAAAAGUCGUCCCAGGAGGGAAGUUCCCAGUUGAUGGGAAAGUGAUUGAGGGAAGCUCUAUGGCAGACGAGUCCUUGAUCACAGGUGAGCCAAUGCCUGUUAGUAAGAAGGUGGGCAGUCUGGUGAUCGCUGGCUCUAUCAACGCCCAUGGUGCUCUUCUGGUGGAGGCUACGCAUGUUGGGGCCGACACAACUUUAUCUCAGAUUGUCAAAUUGGUGGAAGAAGCCCAAACUUCAAAGGCCCCCAUCCAGCAGUUUGCAGACCGGCUCAGUGGUUACUUUGUGCCGUUUAUAGUCAUCAUUUCUCUGCUAACAUUAGUAACCUGGCUUGCAAUCGGGUUUGUCAACUUUGACAUUGUGAAGAACAACUUCCCGGGUUAUAACCAGAACAUCUCCAGGGCAGAAGUGAUUGUUCGCUUCGCCUUCCAGGCCUCCAUCACUGUACUGUCCAUUGCUUGUCCCUGCUCUCUGGGGUUAGCAACCCCGACGGCCGUCAUGGUGGGCACAGGAGUUGGAGCACAGAACGGCAUCCUCAUUAAGGGAGGCGAGCCUCUGGAGAUGGCCCAUAAGAUUGGUGUGGUGAUGUUUGAUAAGACUGGCACAAUUACAAAUGGCGUGCCGCGGGUGACUCGUGUGUUGGUGUUGUGGGAAAUGGCUCGCAUGCCCCUGAGAAAAAUCCUGGUGGUAGUUGGGACUGCAGAGGUCAGCAGCGAGCACCCGCUGGGCAUGGCAGUUGCAAAACACUGUAAAGAGGAGCUGGGUUUGGACGUGCUGGGCAACUGCCAGGACUUCCAGGCAGUCCCCGGAUGUGGGAUCAGUUGCCGCGUUUCCAAUGUGGAACAUCUGCUACAGGAGCAGAGUGAAGAGAGUUUCCUGCUCCCGGAAGUCACCACUGCUGAAAGUGGCCUUCUCUCUCCUGCAAAGGCCUCGUCUGCAGGCAAACAACAGACUUACUCAGUGUUGAUUGGGAACAGAGAGUGGAUGAGGCGGAAUGGCCACCACAUUGGUGCAGACGUGGAUGCUGCCAUGUCCAGCCAUGAAACCAAAGGGCAGACAGCUAUUCUAGUAGCUAUAGAUGGUGCUUUGUGUGCCAUGUUAGCCAUUGCAGACACAGUGAAGGCAGAGUCAGCAUUAGCAGUGCAUACGCUCAACAGGAUGGGCAUUGAUGUGGUUAUGAUGACAGGGGAUAACCGACGCACAGCCAAAGCCAUAGCUGCACAGGUGGGGAUCAGAAAGGUUUUUGCAGAGGUGCUGCCUUCGCAUAAAGUGGCAAAAGUGCAAGAGCUGCAGGAACAGGGUCUGAGAGUUGCCAUGGUUGGCGACGGUGUGAAUGACUCGCCAGCCCUUGCUCGGGCAGAUGUAGGCAUUGCCAUCGGCACGGGUACUGAUGUGGCUAUUGAAGCAGCUGCUAUCGUCCUGAUUCGAAAUGAUCUGCUGGAUGUGGUGGCCAGUAUCGAACUGUCGCAGAAGACAGUAAGGAGGAUAAGAAUCAACUUUGUCUUUGCUCUUAUCUACAAUCUUCUAGGAAUUCCAGUUGCUGCAGGUGUUUUCAUGCCUAUUGGCCUUGUGCUACAACCUUGGAUGGGCUCGGCUGCAAUGGCUGCCUCAUCCGUUUCUGUGGUUCUAUCCUCUUUACUGCUGAGAAUGUAUAAAAAAACCUCAAUAGAGAUAUAUGAGGGUCAAGCAAGAGGCCAAAUGAAUAGUCUGGGGCUGUCUCAGAUCAGCACACAUCUGGGUCUGGAUGGCCGCCGGUGGAGCCCUUCUCUUUUCACACCAGAGCAAUUGCAUGAAGGCAAUGUGGCCUCAUCAUCCCUCUCAGACCAGGAAGCAUCUAUUAACUCUGCAGGAGUAGGAGGGCAGGGCCGCUAUUCGCUCCUGGACUACCAAACUGCAGAGGAUAUUAAUGUGUAAGAAGUCUCCAGUCUGCAUGUUCUUGUACGGUAUAGUGGAAAGAACAUGUACUCCAGGAAGAAAGGCAUCUGGCUGAACCCAGGACUUGAACCAAGGUCUUGUCUUGGUGUGGAGCAACGUUGCUUACCACCUAAUUAUUUUUCCAUAAUUUAUGAAAAUCAACCUGCUGAUUGUGUGUUUUGUAUCAUUUUGUGCAUGGUUUUAACUUUUCAUGUCAAAUUCAGGUGAAGCAGAAAAUAAACGUAAACAUUUGUAAGGUAAAAAUAAA
Messenger RNA from Betta splendens (Siamese fighting fish), 4462 nucleotides. It is a transcript of the gene atp7b, whose product is annotated as ATPase copper transporting beta. The transcript has 21 exons. Gene Ontology annotation, cellular component: membrane. NCBI's taxonomy places the organism in Eukaryota, Metazoa, Chordata, Actinopteri, Anabantiformes, Osphronemidae. Gene Ontology annotation, molecular function: ATP binding; ATP hydrolysis activity; P-type divalent copper transporter activity. Gene Ontology annotation, biological process: copper ion homeostasis; monoatomic cation transport. Bases 148 to 4194 code for a protein of 1348 amino acids. The record is from RefSeq and is a predicted model, not a curated record.